Nematolebias whitei (Rio pearlfish) is the source of this 876-nucleotide messenger RNA. RefSeq lists its product as uncharacterized. Gene Ontology annotation, cellular component: membrane. The record is from RefSeq and is a predicted model, not a curated record. The transcript has 7 exons. Lineage: Eukaryota; Metazoa; Chordata; Actinopteri; Cyprinodontiformes; Rivulidae. The coding region runs from base 1 to 876 and encodes 291 amino acids.
AUGUUUCCACCUCUGAGCCAGAUCCUCAAGUCCCUCUGCUGCAGCUCUUCCCAUCAGCAGGAGGUCCAGUCCUGUUUGACUGCAGCUGUUGGGACUGUCCAGAUCAUGGUGGGUUUGUUUAAUAUCGGACUUGGGCCGGGAAGAACGAGCACACGCCCCGGGGAUUUUAGCAGCCUGGGAGCUGCCUACUGGCUGGGCGCUGUGUUUAUUGUAACUGGAAUUAUGUCCAUCUUGGCAGGCCAGUUCCCGUCUUCGUGCUUGAUGGGCUUCACUGUGUUCAUGAACAUCGUCGGUGCCAUCUUCUCCAUCACUGCCAUCGCUCUGUACGUCGUCGACCUGGGAGACGCAGAUCUGCUCUGGAUCUGCGCCCGUCUCCCGUACGAUGCUGCUCCUCAUGACGACAGCUGCAGAAACGUGGCCCUGUUUGAUCAGAAUUUGCUGACAUCCAUGGACAAAACUUUGAUCACCCUGGCUCUGCUGCUGCUGGUUGUCAGCGUUCGUUUUGCUGUUUUGGGAAUCAGAUUUCUGGUCGGUGAGAUGAAGAAAGACGCGUGGAGCUCCAUCAUGAUGCUCACAUCUACGCUGCAGAUCAUGGUGGGCCUGUUCAACAUCGGGCUCGGUCCAGGACGGACAAGCAUGCAUCCUGGAGAUGUUACAAAUCUGGGAGCUGCCUACUGGCUCGGAGCUGUGGUUCUCCUCCCAGUGGGACACGCCCCAGAACCCUCCAAGGGAGGCCCCAUCCUACUCAGCCACCUGACUCACGUCUUCGGGCUCCUUUUGCUGAUGAGGAGCAGCGGCUCCACUCUGGACUCCUCCGGAGGAUGGAGCUCCUCAAAGACUGAGCCCGGCCACCUUCAGUCCAACAAAGACAACUAA